AUGCAUCAGCAUCAAGUCAAUCAUCAGCCACCGGUUUUUUGGACAAAUCAACAUUCCACAACUCAAUUUCCAAACCACUCAAAUGUGAUCACACUACCUCCACCACCUUUCCCGGACUUUAGGAAAAAAAAGCGUAAAGAUGGUACUUGCACCUGUCUUCUGAUCAUAUUUCUUCUGGUCCUGCUUGCCCUUGCGGGAGUUGGGUUAGGCACCUAUAAACUCUUUCAGCUUCAAAAAGAAUUGGAUCAGAUAAAGGAGUUUUCGGAAGUUGAGCCAAGUGUGGAAAAACUAAUGGGACUAGAAAAUCAUCAAUCGGAGAAGAAAGAUGUCAGACUGGCUGCACAUUUAACACCAAAAGAAGGCAGAAGUAUGCCGUUAGCUUGGGAGGACACUGUUGGACGUGCAUUCACUGCUGGCAUUCUGUAUAAAAACAGAGGGUUGGUUGUGAACCAAACUGGUCUUCACUUCAUCUAUUCCUCUGUCUAUUUUCGGGGCACUACCUGUCUGGAUAAGGAGCUGUCCCAUGUUGUGUACAAGAAACCCAUCCGGUACCUCAAUGAACUGAAACUUAUGGAAAACGUGGAAUAUCAUUACUGUGCCAACAAGGGCAAAUGGGGAAGACACAGUUUCCUUGGAGCUGUAUUUAACCUGAGUAGCUCAGAUAUUAUUUAUGUAAAUGUUUCUGAUGUAACCUUAAUCAGCCCAGAAGAAUCAAGAACAUUUUUUGGAAUCUAUAAACUUUGA
Pelobates fuscus (common spadefoot toad) is the source of this 744-nucleotide messenger RNA. It is a transcript of the gene FASLG, whose product is annotated as Fas ligand. Gene Ontology annotation, biological process: positive regulation of canonical NF-kappaB signal transduction; immune response; extrinsic apoptotic signaling pathway via death domain receptors. Gene Ontology annotation, molecular function: tumor necrosis factor receptor binding. Gene Ontology annotation, cellular component: membrane. The coding region runs from base 1 to 744 and encodes 247 amino acids. The record is from RefSeq and is a predicted model, not a curated record. The transcript is spliced from 4 exons. Lineage: Eukaryota; Metazoa; Chordata; Amphibia; Anura; Pelobatidae.